Messenger RNA from Clonostachys solani, 1500 nucleotides. NCBI's taxonomy places the organism in Eukaryota, Fungi, Ascomycota, Sordariomycetes, Hypocreales, Bionectriaceae. The record is from the annotation of a GenBank genome assembly.
AUGGCUGGAAUUCUCAACCUUCACAAUUUCUCACGUGUCCUGAUAUAUUCACUUUUCCUCCAUAUCUGGACUGUAUUUGCACAGAAUACGACCAAUAAUAGCACAGCACCUACCAUCAGAUGGUCCGCUUGCCCUUCUGGCAUUCCCCCAGGCGUGGACUGUGGCUCCAUCCAGGUCCCGUUGUCAUAUAAGUCGGGUAACUCGACCGUUUCUGACGGAAACCAAACCGUCUCACUUCUUCUGACGCGGUUAAAUUCUACUGGAAAUGGCACGCAAAAUCCCUUAUUCUUCAACCCAGGCGGGCCCGGUGUGCCUGCUAGCACCCUCGUCGCGGCAGGACAAUUUGUGCCCAACUUUGGGGUAUCAGAUGCUGUGAGGAGAGUAUACACCAUCAUCGGCCUCGACCCGCGUGGAGUGGGCUAUAGCACGCCCAUAAAGUGCGACCCAAACAUCUACAACCAACGCAUACGUACUUUCGUGAGCGAUAAUGCUAGCUAUCAAGCUCUAGUUAGCUACAACCGCCGUUUCGGACAGAGCUGCGCCAAUCUCACUGGGCCUCUUCUCAACAACCUGGACACGGUUCAUGUUGCCAAAGACCACGAGCUGGUUCGACGCGCGUUGAACGCCACCAAGUUUAACCUCCUGGGCCUGUCCUAUGGAACAUUGUUGGGCCAGCAGUAUCUCUCUCUCUUCCCCAACACCGUCGGCCGAAUGGCAUUGGAUGGACCGGUUGAUCAUUCACAAUCUGAACCUUCUACCUUUUCUUUCAGUGGUGACACCAAUAACACCUGCGCUCUGAACGGCAACAAUACUAGGCAAGUUUUCAAUGACCUGCUACUCAAGGCCGAUGCUUCCCCGAUACCCGCCCCAAGCUGCAACGGGACAUGCCAGCCGAAUGUAACAGGCGAGGAUAUCAGAUACAAUGUCCAGAGCUUUCUCCAGUUUGUGGACUUGUCGUACGCCUCCAACUGGACCGGCCUCGGAGUCGCGUUACAGGACGCAUCCAAUGGAAAUGCUACCGCUCUUUCAACUCCUUUAGCGUUGACACAGAAUGCCACGUCAAUUGAGGGUUCACCAUUCUCAUAUCUUGCUAUCGGCUGCCAGGACUGGCUCCACCAGGCGAGAUCAGCGACAGAUCUGGAACUCAGAUUACAGGCAGUUCAGCCAUUUGCUCCCCUGACUGCCGGAGCCUCUCAAACAUAUUACUAUCAAAGCAGAUGUUUGGGUUGGCCAGCUCCCCUUACUAAUGGGCAAGUGUUGCUGAAUACAACCAUCACCCAGCGAGCGCCGACGGUUUUGAUAGCACACUCCGUCUACGAUCCUUCGUGUAGCAGUGUGUGGGCAGAUGGUGUCAGGCAGCAGCUUCCCAAUUCCGUGAGCAUUACCAGGAAUGGGUCUGGGCACUUGAGUCAUUUCUUGUUGGGGGAUACAAGAGCCGUGUUGGACAACUUUUUGGCUAAUGGGACGCUCCCUCCGGAUGGUAGCAUCUAUCAGACAUAG